Molecule: messenger RNA, 2838 nt
Organism: Ectocarpus siliculosus
Lineage: Eukaryota; Phaeophyceae; Ectocarpales; Ectocarpaceae
Source: the annotation of a GenBank genome assembly
AUGUGCUGGGACGGACUAUCGUCGCUUUGGGUGUUCGGAGGGCAAGGAGCAGCGACGUCAAAGGCGGACUCAUCUCGCACCCAUCAGGGCGUCAAGAUCAGGACCCUCGCCAGGCGUACUUGUUUCAACGACUUUUUCGAGUUCGACACGAAAAGGCUAGUGGCGGGACCACGUCCAGGCGGGAGUCUGCCCCACCUCGAGGCGUGGGCACACUGCGACCCUCGUUCUAGGGCGGCGACCCGAGACCUUAACCUUGGCAACGACGGCGCCAGCGGCUAUAGACGGGCUGACUCCGAGAGCGUGGGCCAUGGAAACAGCACCCCCCGCUCCCCCGGAAGAAUCACUCCGAGGAAGCGGAGCGGGGAGGGUGAGGGGGGCAGGAGAGGGGCGGGGGGAGGAGGGGAUUCCUCCGGCGGCGGCGGCGGCAAGGAGAGCGGGGACGGUGGCAUGGGAAGGGCAUCGUGUGAGUCGAGGGAGAUGUUCGUCAUUGGCGGCGCCGGCACGGACCCCAUUCGAAACAUGGAGGUGGUGUACCCGCAGCUCUGGAUCUUCGACUUCAACCGGCGAACCUGGACGUGCGUGGAGGCGGCAGGCGGGGGAGGAGCGUCAGGAGGGGGUCGAUCGAAAGGAAACAAUAACUCCUCCGCGGCGGCGGGGCCUGGCCCGCCGGCUGUGUUCGACCACACCGCGACCCUGGCGGGCGGGACGCACAUUGUGGUGAUCGGAGGCGUCAUGGUCGGCAGGGCGCUAAACAGCCAGGUGUACAUGCUUGCCCUAGACACGCUGCAGUGGUCCACCCUAGAGCCCCACCCGCUAGGCUUCUCGGCCCCCGCUAUCCACGGACACACGGCUGUCGAAGACCCCGCCCACGCCGGCAGAUUGAUCAUCUUUGGCGGGCGAGGUGGGAAAAGUUGGAACACUCAGGUCCUGACUUUCCAAUUCCGGAAGAACCUUUGGAGCAUGGCGGUGUGCGAUAUGGCGGAGCCCCCUCCCGACGAGCUGAACGCCAACCAAACCAGCGCGGCCAGAGGCAAAAGGAGCAGUGCCAGUCCCCUCCGAGUGACCAUCCUGGACAACCCGGUGAUCGGGAGAACGGAACCAUCACGCGGCGGCAGCGACGAACCAAAAGCCGCGCCGGCACCCCCGUCGCCCAACAACACGGACGACGAAAGGCCCCAACACGAGCCACUCGGAGAGCCUGGGCAGCAAGCCAAGCGGCACGGGCACACGUGCUUCGUGUGGGACCCUCGGCAGGCCGCGCUUGCGUGCAACGACGGCGGCGGCGGCGCCGGCGGCGCAGAAGCAGGCGAUGGGGGGGACGGGGACGGGGCAAGGGGUUUGCCCGUGUCCCCUAAGCGCGGAAGUCAAAACAGGGGCAGCGGUCGCUCCAACGGCGGGGCGGGCGGAGGAGCAAGCAGAAAGUCAUCCCCCAAGCGGCCUCGGGGGGACAACAGCAACACAACGCCACCACCGUCAUCUCGAAAGGGGGUAGGAGGAGGAGGAGGAGGAGGAGGAGGAGGAGGCAGGAGCGGCGGUGGUGGUGGUGGCAGAUCCCGAAAUAGAAGAACGCCUACGCCUUCUUCUCCCACGGACGAGAGUCUCCCCCACCCCUGCAUCGUGACUUUCGGGGGCUCCGCGCUCCGGACGGGGGGGGGCUACGCGCGGGCGGCGCUGCACGUCCUGGAAACCCCCGCGCCGGAGGACAACGAUAGCGACAACGACGGGGGAGGAAGGAAAGCUUCAUCCCCUUCGACGGGCAUCCUGGCGUCUCUGGAGUUGGCCGCCGACGCCCCGAAGCAGACGUUCAACAAAUUUCAGUCGUUCACAAACUCGGUGCUUCUCAAGGUGCACUCCCUGCGGCAGCUCGGAAACGAACAGCUUACCUUCGGGGAUUCGUACAACCCCGAAGAUUUGAGCUACAUCGACUUGAAAGUCCAAUCGGUCGUGCUAGGAGUGGGCGGCCGAACGCUAGAGGCUGACGGCUCCGACGAAGAUCGCAACUCCAAAACGUCGCCUGCCGCCACGACAGCUGGAGGGAGUAAGGCAAAAACCAGAGCCGAUGUCAAACCGCCACACCCCGGCGCCGGACGGCUGGGCUCGUUCCCUACCGGCUACGAACAGGCAAGAGUAAAGGCGUUUCUCGCCGACGCCCGGCCAGCCAACGCCAGAAUAAGGCCGGUUUCUGCGCCGGCACACCUCGUCGAGCCUGGCGGCGGCAGCGGCGGGAUCUUGGACAAGGGUCGGAAGGCGGCGGGGGGGCGCCGGUGGAACGAGCACGAGCGUAGGAGGCGGCCUGGAACCGCCGGCGCGGCGCUAGGAAGCGGUGUGCGGCGUGGUGAUCAUCAUCACGAGCGUUCGUCCCUCCCGCCGAUGAUGCCGAGCACGCACGCCGCGUCCGAUUCGUCUCGCCUGGCGCGGCCUAACUCUCGGGUCGCCACCGCCAGCGGCGGGCGCCACCUCCACCAUCAACGCGUCGUCGGCGGCGGCGGCGGCAGCAGCAGCGUCAACAGCAGCACCGCAGGAGGGGGCGUCGGCGACAACAACCACGCGUCGACCGGCGGAGGGGGCGCCUCACUCGGAGGAACAACGGCAGGGGGGCUUGGAGGCUCCCUCACCCUCGGCGGACGGGGCGGCGGUACCCCGACCCUGUUUUAUCACCGAUCUGUCCCUGGCGGUGCCCCUGGCGGAAGGGCGGGCGGCGGCGGCGGCGCGGGGAAUCUCGGCAGGGUGCCAAUGCUAGGGAGCCGGCCCCUCCUCGUGCCGAAACCGACGAUGGCCGCGCACAACGGGCGCUUGCUGAUGGAGCACGAGUGGGCGGACGCUGGGUUUUUCUAUUGA